Brugia malayi is the source of this 450-nucleotide messenger RNA. Its product is annotated as vacuolar sorting protein 35, putative. The transcript has 3 exons. The record is from RefSeq and is a predicted model, not a curated record. The coding region runs from base 1 to 450 and encodes 149 amino acids. Lineage: Eukaryota; Metazoa; Nematoda; Chromadorea; Rhabditida; Onchocercidae.
AUGAGAAGCGCACAAUUUCCACUUUUCAUAUCACCAUUAUCUUUUUGCAUUAUCGGUGCACUAGCAUUACUAGCAAUGUCGCAAAGAUGUGCUCCGAGCAUUAACAGAAAUAACUUAAAUCAUGAAGAUGGUGAUGACGGUAACAUAAACGAUAAUGGUGACAAUAAUGUUAAUGGUGACGAUGGCAAUAUCAACAACGUUAAUGACAACAAUAAUUUUCUCCAGCAGCAAAGAUAUGAUGAAGCUCUUUCCAUUGAAGGCUUAUCUUGGGAUAAUAUUACGGAAGAGGAGAGAGAUAUUCUUAUGUCAUUGCUACUUAACCGAUAUAUUAAUGCAUCAAUGCUACCGUGGAAUAAUGAUGGUAUACCUGUUGUGGUCAAUGUUAUUAGAAGUGCUUUACCUCGCAAUUAUGGCCAAUUUAUCGGCUAUACUGGCCUAUUGGAGCAUUGA